CAACCAGUGGCAACACUCCCGAAAGAUAAAACAAAGUUGGAUUAAAAAAUGACUAAACUGAUGCAAUUCGUUGCUCUCGCGGCCGUUCUUGGCUGUUUUCUACCCACGACGGUUACGGCCCAGUCAAGCCCAAGUUGGGGCCGAGUCCAGUACUGCCCCCGAGGUCAAAAGGCCGUUGGAUUUCGAUUGGCAUUUGAGGAUUUAAGUGCUAGAAGACUUGUGACCAUUGUUUUCAUUUGCACACGUGGAAGUAGGAUUACCUCGCCUCCAGGAACUAGGGGAAUUGCGGGUGCCGUACGCACUUGCCAGUCUGGCAGAUUCUUAACAUCGUGUCGAUUGCAACUGGAACGACCCGGGAGAAAUACGAGGGCCAACAAUUUGAACUGCAGGUGCAGCGACGGACAGACACUGCUAGGGGGCGGGAGCCAACCUGGCAUUUGGCAAGGAUGGUCCCCGUCCACUAGCUGUCGCACUGGCAUCGUGGGCAUACAGACCAGAGCAGGAAGACGCCCCAACCCAUUUCAUAUCUUCAACGCUAGAUUCCCUUGUUCCCGCACAAGUGCUGAAGCAGCAGAGAUUGAAGAAGAAGUAGAAGAAGAAGUAGUAGAAGAAGAAGUAGAAGAAGAAGUAGAAGAAGAAGUAGAAGUAGAAGUAGAAGAAGAAGAAGAAGAAAAGUAAAGAACAGACGAUUAUAUUUAUGGCCUCGUUGCUAAUUUGCUGGGCAAUUCCAAACUUAUUUCUUUAUUCUAAUUAAUAACCUUUUUAAAUUCUUUUAAUUAAUUUAUGGAGUAGAAAUGUGGUAGAAAUAUACUUUUCAAUGGGCAAUCUUUUAGUUUGAUCAUCAUUUCAAUAUGCUACACUGUUUCGUUUCAAAACCAAUCGAAACAAUUGCUAUAUUGGAUCGGAGGUCGAGUGCGUAUGGAACCAACAAUUGGAUUGUGACUUUUAAUAAGUAUAUUGAUGCCGAAUUAAAUAAAGCGGGAUUUAAAGUGA
This is a messenger RNA of Daphnia pulicaria, 993 nucleotides long. Its product is annotated as vitelline membrane outer layer protein 1 homolog. NCBI's taxonomy places the organism in Eukaryota, Metazoa, Arthropoda, Branchiopoda, Diplostraca, Daphniidae. The coding region runs from base 49 to 678 and encodes 209 amino acids. The record is from RefSeq and is a predicted model, not a curated record. The transcript is spliced from 5 exons.